GUGCGGUCCGGCGGGUAAGAGGGGUAGCCCGGAGUGCUUUCUGGGGUUCGGGUAGGGGGCGGAGCAGGGGCAGUGCGACCUGGGCCCCGCGGCAUCCCUGCCUCGCGCGGUGCUCUGCGCAGCCCCGCAGGGAGCUCGGACAAAGACCGCGAAGGCCGGGCUGGGCGGGUCCAGCCUUGCCACCGAGUCUGCAGGGGACUGGAGAGGUGGCUGCUGAGAAUAAACACCUAGCACCUCCUGCUGGAGCUCAGGUUGGGAGACAGGUCUUGAUAGCCGUUGACAGAAACGAGGCCAGAGCCCAGAUUUUGGUGCUGUAUGCUUCCCGUGUUCCUGAUGAUGAGGCUUCAGAGGAGCAGAAGUGGUGACUACAGGUCACCUGUGAAGCCUCCUAUCGGAGGUUCCAGCAGUUUCCUCCCAGAAGUGGACAGGCCUGCGGGCUGAGACAGAGAGUUGCUCAGAAAGGAGGCGGAAGUCAUCAUGCCGCAGCGGCUCCUGACCUCCCUGCCCACCGAGGCCAGCACCAGGAUGAAGUUGCACCAUCCACAGAAGGCCGAGGAGGGGCCGCCCCGGUGGGAGGAUGUGACUAAAUUGUUUAAACAAGAAGCUCUACUAUCUCAGGAUACUGAUGUGACCCAGGGAGAAAGUUUAGAGGAUGAAGUGACCCCUGAGCCCCUGACAGCAGAAUCCCAGGAACUGUUAACCUUCAAGGACGUAUCUGUGGACUUCACCCAGGAAGAAUGGAGGCAGCUGGCCCCUGCCCACCAGAAUCUGUAUCGGGAGGUGAUGCUGGAGAACUAUGGCAACCUGGUCUCAGUGGCAGGAUACCAGUUUUCCAAACCUGGUGUGAUUUCCCAGUUGGAGAAAGGAGAAGAACCAUGGCUGAUGGAGGGACAGAUUUUAGGAUAUGCAAGUUCAGGCUUGAAGAAUAAAACAGAAACCAAAGAGUCAACCUUAAAGAAAGGCAUCUCAUGGGAGGAAUUACACCAUGGUCUGAUGACAGAAAGGUCUCCAAGAGGAAGCACCUUGUAUUCUACAUUGGGAAGAAUCUCCAAAUGUGAUAAUUUAGAAAUCAAGCAGGAACAACAAGAAAUGGCUGAAGGGAAGAAAGCUUGCGCUCAGGAGAGAGGCCAAGCAUCUGACAGAUUUGAGAAAGAAAUUAAUGUGAAUUUAAAAGUUAACCCAGGACCAACAAGUCGUUUAAGAAAAAGAGGCCAUAAAUAUGACACAUCUGGAAAAAGAAGUAGAUACAACUUAGAUUUAAUUCAUUGUUCAAGGAGUUACACAAAAAUGAAAACUUUUGAGUGUAAUAUUUGUGAAAAAAUCUUUAAACAGCUCAUUCACCUUACUGAACACAUGAGAAUUCAUACUGGAGAGAAACCUUUCAGAUGUAAGGAAUGUGGAAAGUCCUUUAGUCAAAGUUCAUCCCUUAUUCCACAUCAGAGAAUCCAUACUGGUGAGAAACCUUAUGAAUGUAAGGAAUGUGGGAAAACCUUCAGACAUCCUUCAUCCCUUACUCAACAUGUUAGAAUUCAUACUGGGGAAAAGCCCUAUGAAUGUGGGGUAUGUGAGAAAGCUUUCAGCCAGAGCAUUGGACUGAUCCAACACCUGAGAACUCAUGUUAGAGAGAAACCUUUUAUAUGUAAAGACUGUGGAAAAGCAUUUUUCCAGAUAAGACACCUUAGGCAGCAUGAGAUUAUUCAUACUGGUGUGAAACCCUAUAUUUGCAACGUAUGCAGUAAAACCUUUAGCCAUAGCACAUACCUAACUCAACACCAGAGAACUCAUACUGGAGAAAGACCAUAUAAAUGUAAAGAAUGUGGGAAAGCCUUUAGCCAGAGAAUACACCUUUCUAUCCAUCAAAGAGUCCAUACUGGAGUCAAACCUUAUGAAUGCAGUCAUUGUGGAAAAGCCUUUAGGCAUGAUUCAUCCUUUGCUAAACAUCAGAGAAUUCAUACUGGAGAAAAACCUUAUGAUUGUAAUGAAUGUGGAAAAGCCUUCAGAUGUAGUUCAUCACUUAUUAGACACUGCAAAACACAUUUAAGAAAUACCUUCAGCAAUGAUAUGUGAAACAUACUCAACAUCAAAGACUCUAUAUUGGAGCCAAAGCCUCUAAAUCAGUGGUUCUCAACCUGUGGGUUGUGACCCCUUUGUAACAAUGAAAAUACAUCCUGCGUAUCAGAUAUUUACAUUAUGGUUCAUAACGGUAGCAAAAUUACAGUUAUGAAGUAGCAAUGAAAAUAAUUUUAUGGUUGGGGGGUCACCACAACAUGAAGAACUAUAUUAAAGGGCUGCAGCAUUAGGACGGUUGAGAACCACUGCUCUAAAUCAUCAGUUCCCAACUUUUGGAUUUCAAGAACCAAUAAUUUUAAAAAAUAAUUUGGCACAAUUAUUAAUUUUGGUAUAUUAAAAACCAAUCACCUGCUAUUAGCACUGUUUCAGAAAAUAAUGGGCAUUUUAUUAUUUUAAGAUGUAGGAGAGGCUCAGCACCUGUAGCUCAAGCAGCUAAGGCACCAGCCACAUACACGAGAGCUGGUGGGUUCGAAUCCAGCCCAGGCCUGCCAAACAACAAUGACAAGUACAACCAAAAAAAAAAAAGUCAGGUGUUGUGGCUGGUGCCUGUAGUCCCAGCUACUUGGGAGGCUGAAGCAAGAGAAUCGCUUAAGCCCAGGAGUUGGAGGU
This is a messenger RNA of Nycticebus coucang (slow loris), 2679 nucleotides long. RefSeq names its product ZFP69 zinc finger protein B (gene ZFP69B). NCBI's taxonomy places the organism in Eukaryota, Metazoa, Chordata, Mammalia, Primates, Lorisidae. Gene Ontology annotation, molecular function: RNA polymerase II cis-regulatory region sequence-specific DNA binding; DNA-binding transcription factor activity, RNA polymerase II-specific. The record is from RefSeq and is a predicted model, not a curated record. The transcript is spliced from 6 exons. The coding region runs from base 478 to 2067 and encodes 529 amino acids. Gene Ontology annotation, biological process: regulation of transcription by RNA polymerase II.